CGUGCGUCCCAUCCGUGCAGGCAGGACAACUCCAUCCCCCAUCUCAGUGACACACGAAUGCACAAAACGGCACGCACACACAGACACGUCGGUGGUGUGAUUGACCGACCAGUCAGCUGACACCUGCAGCCCCACACCACCCACACCAACAGAGGCAUGCAUAUACAUUUGAAGGCACCAACGCGGUGUGUAUUACGCAUACAACGAGCUUGAGAGCUAUGUGUGGAAAGGCCGACAUACAGAUGUGGUGCCAUAUAUUGGCAGCCAGUCAUGAUAGGCAUCUCACUAGCUGUAGCUGGCUAUAUGCUAUAUACACACACACACACACACACACACGCAGCCCCUCCCUCCCUCCCGCCCAGCCGUGCACACAAAGCGACACGCUCAGACACGCUCGACAUGUCUCAGACCAACAGGCGACAGACAGACAGACAGACAGACAGAGAUCAACAAAGAAACACACACAUCCACACACACGUGUACACGCAUAUAUACGCAGGGAAUUCUGUCUGGCAAUCAAUGGGUAUACAUGCACACGUGUAUGCUAUGUUACGUAAGUACAGAUAUCUAUCGAGCGAUGUCGAUCGAUCGGUCGACCCAUUCAUUCCUUCAUUUCAUUAGGCUGCGUAUCCAGUGGAUGGCUGGUGGGGUGGGUGAACAAUAUACCACAUGGAUGGAUGGAUGGAUGGAUGCGAUGGACGGAUGACACACACAUGACAUGUACACAUGUAGCUAUACACAUACAAAUGUACCCACACAGAGACACCACACACCACAACGCAGCACAACACAACAACACAAUAGCAGACAGAGAGUGCAGACGUACCAUACACAACAAAAUACCCUCCCCGCCUCCCCAUCUCCCGGCUGACUGCGGCUUGCCUCCUCACUGACAUCAAUCCACCCACCUCCCAUCCGUCUGGAAAACCUAUUUGCUCGCUCAAUGGAAUAGACAAAAAAACAUAGAUGAAGCACGCGAGGCAGCAGCCCGAUGGCCUUAACCCACCGUCUGUGUGCCCUUUCUGCUCAGCUCCCUCUCAGUUAAAUGCAACGAGUGCACCUUACAGGCAGCCAGGCAGGCAGACAGGCAUGAAGCCGGGAGGGCGAGAGCACGUCGGAUGCAUGAGGAACCCGAUCCAUGCGAUGAUGCAGGUGGACAGAUGACAAAUCAAUCAACUGACUGCCCGCCUCUGACACACGCACGCACUAGUGGUCCAACACGAACGCACACUUCCUCUCUCUUUUCCCCGCUCACACACACUCAUCCAGCCACACACACACACAUGGGACGAAACACCGUGCGGGAAACACCUACCUACCAUGUUCCACUCAGCACUCACACAUGGCGGGCCGGCAGCGCUGUGUCGGUCAAAGCGGCUCAGCCAGUAAGUCGUUCUCGUGCGUCAGGAAACGAAGCGUCGCCUCCAGCCCUUCCUCGAAAUACAGCUGGAAGCCGUGCCAAGCACUGACACACACACAGGCAGAACAACAGAGAGGGAGGGAGGUGAGAGCUGCUAUCGUGUGGCGUGGCGUGCUCAUGUGCUCACUCUGGCACGACGAGCAGCUGGACGGCCUCCUCCUGACUCUUGAUGAAGCCCUGGAUGGCCUGGGAGGCGAGCAGCCCGUCCUCACCAGCCAACACUACCUGCACACACCACACGGACACAGACACACACACACGCACACACGCAUGACACGCAGACGGAGCGAGUGCGUGGAUGUGAUGUGUCGGACGGACCAUGAGGUUCUCUUUCAGGCGGAAGAGGUCGCCCCUAUCGAUGUACUCGCACCCUGCACACACACACACACACACACACACCGAGGGGAUGGGUAUGCUGUCUGUCUUGUCUGAUCUGCAUAUAUCACGCUCGCCUCCCUCCCUCCCUCCGUCCCUCCCUCCGUCACCUUGGAGCUGCCUGCCCGCCGUCCAGAUGGUCCCGAACUCCUUGUAAGCGACCAGCCACAUCAUCCACAGCUGAAACCUGAAUACACAAAUGAUGAACAACAACAUCCACCAACACACAACACACCGAGGACUACCACCCAAACCACACCGGCCACUUCUCCUAUCAAUGCCAUUUCAAAUGUUGUCCCCGCCUCUCACCUUUCCCCGAAGAGCGUAUUCGCCUUCUCCCCCAUGGCCCUCAGCCGCUUCCAUGCUCUCCGCUGACACCUGCGGCUCACGCCCAUCUCCGCGUUGAGCCCAUCCGCCACAAGCCCGCACAAGUUGGGCGUGCUGGCAUUGUGCUCGGAGGCGAUCGUGUGUCUGCGGUUGCUGCGCUGGCGCAGCCCGGCAGGGUCGGGCGGCUGGAGGUGUGUGCUCUGGGGCGAGGAUGUGACGGACGAGUGGUAGGGUGAGGUGUCGCUGUCGUAUCCGCAGGAGGCGUCGGUCGACAUGGCGUCAGCAUCGACGAGGUGGCGCUUGAUGGGCUGGAUGCAGGGGAGGGAGCGGGCGGGGAGGAUGGCAGGCGGUAGUGGCACCUCGCUGUGCACCUGUAGUGGGGUCAGCUGCAUCAGCUGGGCCUGCAAGAAACAAGACAACAAUCAACAAGGCAGCCAGAAAGAGACCACGCUGAUGUGUCCCAUACCUUCUUGGGUAGCUGGGGGAUGAAGCAGAUGGGAUCGAAUAAGAGGGCCCUCCUGAUGAGCCCCGGGAACCGCCGAUGCAGCAGCGACACGACCCCUGUCCCAUACGACUGGCAGAAGACAUCCACCUGCGUGUCGAUCUCCACCUGGGCGUCCUUGCCGUGCCGCUGUGCCCACGCCGUAUCCAUUCGGAUGACGGCCUCGCUGCUGAGGAGCUUCUCAUACUCGAGGAAUGCCACCAUCUCCUCGACGGACUGCAUCAUGGUGGGGCAGCGGGCGAGGUCG
Molecule: messenger RNA, 2871 nt
Organism: Vitrella brassicaformis
Lineage: Eukaryota; Vitrellaceae
Source: the annotation of a GenBank genome assembly